UAUCGGUACAGUGAUGAUGCGAUAAAAGAUACACUCACCGUUUUAAGGACCUUUCAAAACUUUAGAUUGGAUUUGUCAAAAUAUACGUAUAACGAUGGUAGAGAAAGUAGCUUGUUCUGCAUGGAUGGAACCAUUCCAGUUGUCUAUAAAGGAACGACGUAUAACAUUCCUAUUUGCAUCUACUUGGAAAAAAAUUACCCUCAUCAGAGUCCUAUUUGCUUUGUUCGCCCCACAAACUACAUGAUCCUCAAACAAACGAAAAUCGUGAAUGCUGACGGAAAAGUUAGCAUUUCGUACUUAUUAGAUUGGAGAUAUCCUCAGUCAGACCUAACUACGUUUCUGCAAGUAUUAUGCCUACAGUUCGCAGACGAGAUGCCUGUUUAUAGCAAGAAGGCCACGUCUUAUCCUUCACAAACAUCUCAACCUGGUUACUCGUCCUCUCUACAGUCUUCCUAUCCCCGUUACAGCAAUCCAAGACAACCUUAUCCUCCACCGAAUGUCAACCCCAAUGCCAAUCUUCCCUAUCCUCCAACCAGCUCUUAUGGUAUGCCACAGCCUGGCAACCCAAGUCCUUAUCCACCAGCUUCUAGUACUGCUUCCAUUUCAUAUCCUUCAUUUCCCUCGCCUCGACUCGGAGAUAUUAAUCCCUCAAAUGAACAAGUAAUGUAUCAGUCACUGUUAACAUCUGUUGAAGAGAAAUUAAAGAGGCGCUUAAACGAAGCUUUAGAAGAAGGCAAGACAGAAAUCGAAUCUCAAAUGCAUAUAGAAAAUGAAUUGAAGAAAAGUUCCACUAUUCUAGAAGACAAAUUAAAGCGGUUAAAGGAAGAAGAGGAUCAGGUUAGGGCUGAAAUCGAUACUAUGUCCACGAAAUUGAGUGAACUGCAUCAAAUUGAGUCUCGUGUCGGCACAGACCCAUCGAAACUUAACAUUGAUGAUGCUAUUAUUACGACUGCCCCAUUAUAUACACAAAUUCUUAAUCUGCAUACCGAGGAAUGUGCUAUAGAAGACACAAUUUAUUAUCUCGGGGAAGCUCUGAGAAGGGAGGUUAUCGAUCUAGAAAUAUUUCUUAAACAUGUUAGGUCUUUAUCGAGGAGGCAGUUCAUGCUAAAGGCUCUAAUUCGAAAGGCUAGAGCAACUGCUGGACUUCCUUAG
Messenger RNA from Trichoplax adhaerens, 1152 nucleotides. RefSeq lists its product as uncharacterized. Lineage: Eukaryota; Metazoa; Placozoa; Uniplacotomia; Trichoplacea; Trichoplacidae. The record is from RefSeq and is a predicted model, not a curated record. The annotation marks the transcript as partial. Gene Ontology annotation, biological process: endosome to lysosome transport; protein transport; protein modification process. Gene Ontology annotation, cellular component: ESCRT I complex. The transcript is spliced from 7 exons. Gene Ontology annotation, molecular function: ubiquitin binding.